Mobula hypostoma (lesser devil ray) is the source of this 2051-nucleotide messenger RNA. Its product is annotated as calpain-8-like. Gene Ontology annotation, biological process: proteolysis. The record is from RefSeq and is a predicted model, not a curated record. Lineage: Eukaryota; Metazoa; Chordata; Chondrichthyes; Myliobatiformes; Myliobatidae. Bases 39 to 2051 code for a protein of 670 amino acids. Gene Ontology annotation, molecular function: calcium-dependent cysteine-type endopeptidase activity. Gene Ontology annotation, cellular component: cytoplasm. The transcript has 20 exons.
GAAGUCCUGAACCGGUCGGUCGCAGUCCCGACGGUGCGAUGGGAAACUCCGACUCCUCGUUCGCUACUGAGCCUUGGGUCCCGGUCGAUACGGUGGCCAAACCCGGGUCCCAGGACAAUCCACUCAACUUCAGGCGCCAGAACUUCGAGCGGAUCCGCGACCAGUGCCUGCGUGAUGGCCAGCUCUUUGAAGACCCCAUAUUCCCGGCGGACGAAGCGUCUCUCGGCAAUAUCGAUGAGUCCAAGAUCAAGUGGCUCCGACCCAAACAACUCUUUGCAAAUCCUCGAUUCUUCGUCAACUCAUUCAGCACCACUGAUAUUGUGCAAGGGAGACUAGGUGACUGCUGGUUCCUGGCAGCCAUGUCCUCACUGACGCUCAAUGCUGAUCUUUUCACCUACGUCGUUCCCAGCGACCAGAGUUUCCAGGAUCACUACGCCGGAGUCUUCCGCUUUCGGUUCUGGCAGUAUGGGAGAUGGGUGCAGGUAGUUGUCGAUGAUCGUCUCCCAACAGUGAAUGGAAACUUGGUCUUCACCUGCUCCUCCACUGGGAAUGAGCUCUGGAGUGCUCUGCUGGAGAAAGCCUAUGCCAAACUGUAUGGUUCCUACUCCAGUUUGCGAGGUGGGCUGGGCUCUGAGGCGAUGGAGGACUUCACUGGCGGCAUUGCUGUGACCAUUCAGAUGCAUUCCACCAAUCCCAAGGAGCUGUGGUACCUCACAAGGCGUGCCCUCCACAAGCAGACCAUGAUCUCCUGCUCCAUCAACGUCAAAGACCCCAACGAGACUGAGAAGGACCAGGGUCUAGGCUUGAUGGCCUUGCAUGCUUACGCUAUCGUGGAUGCAGACAAGGUAAGGAUGCCCAGCUCUUCCAUAAAACUCUUCCGGCUGCGGAAUCCGUGGGGUCGGGUAGAGUACAAUGGACCCUGGAGUGACAGGUCAUCCAAGUGGAAGGAAGUCAGUGUGGAGGAAAAGUCCAGGCUAAAGCUGAAGAUUAGUGAGGAUGGCGAGUUCUGGAUCCCAGCGGAUGUUCUCGUUGCAAACUUCACUUCAGUAGAGUUGUGCAGUCUCAACCCUCCCUGCCAGCACAUUACCGAUUGCAUUUGGGCACUCACCACCCAUGAAGGGAUGUGGAUGGCUGGAAUAAGCGCUGGUGGAAACAUUAACAGUGACCAGUUCUCGAGAAACCCGCAGUACAGGCUGACACUGCUGGAAGAGGAUGAGGAACUGCAGGACGGCAAGCCCUGCUGUACCAUCAGUGUGCAACUGCUGCAGAAAUACGGUCGCAAGAAGGACGGCUCUAAGCACCUGUACAUUGCAUUCAACAUCUUCACCGUCCCACAGCAGAUUCCUUCAAUCCAAAAUUAUUCCCCAAAGUAUGUAGAGAGGAUCUCCCCCUUUGGCCGUACGUUCUUCCGUUGGAAUCGGCCAGUGUUCAGUUCGGGUUCUUACAUCAACACUCGGUCCGUGUCAAGGCAACUGCAACUUCCCCCAGGACAGUAUUUGAUUGUGACAUCCACCUUCAACAAGAACGAGGAGGGGGAGUUCUUCCUGCGCAUCUUUGCAAAGAAGAACAACAUGUCAAGAGAGAAUGGCCUCACCGUGAGCACCUUUGAUCCAAAGGUUGAUCGGGUGGAUACUCCUGUCACUGGUCAAAGCGCCCCAGAAUUUCUGAAAGAGAACCACACCCUGAGUGCUCCAGAGUUCAUGGAUUUCUUCAAUUCAGAGGCUCCUAAACGUUUCCAACUGAGUCUGGAUACCUGCUGCAGUCUGGCAUUCACCGUGAAUGACCCUAGUGAGCAGGGGUGGCUGACACUUCGAGAGGCCAAGCUAAUCAGGGCUCACAUCCACAAACUGCAGGAGAUCUUCAACUUGUACGCCUCUCCCGAAUCUGGGCUGAUGAACUCCAGUGACCUCCGACCUGCCCUGACCCGCGCAGGAUUCGGGCUGAGCUCCCAGCUGUACCUGCAGCUCUGGCUGCGACACCAGACGGAUGGGACCCUCGACUUCAGUCACUUCAUCUGCUGUGCCUCCAAACUGCAGAAACUCUUCCAUUGA